This is a messenger RNA of Linepithema humile (Argentine ant), 5157 nucleotides long. RefSeq lists its product as uncharacterized. Lineage: Eukaryota; Metazoa; Arthropoda; Insecta; Hymenoptera; Formicidae. Gene Ontology annotation, biological process: DNA integration. Gene Ontology annotation, molecular function: nucleic acid binding. The record is from RefSeq and is a predicted model, not a curated record.
AUGGAGAUCGCGCUGAAAAAACAAAUGACCACGGCCGGCUUUAUCGAACGGUUUUGGGAUAACCUCGUUAAAGUCGGGAAAGAUAAAAUGACUCGAUCGUUUCUCUCGGCGCGCCUCGAUUUAUUAGAACGAUACUGGUCGACCUUUUACGACGCUCAUUACGCGCUCAUGGAUUUUGAAAGGGUGGACGCGUCCGACUAUAUGAAACGGGACCUUUAUUCUACGACCGAGGAACUUUAUAUAAAUAUGAAGGCUCGCAUUACCUCGUACAUUCCACCGGCCAAAUCCACGGAGUCAAAAGAUGACUCGAGUGCGGUAAUGAGGCAAAUCCAAUUGCCGAAAAUAAAUCUGCCGACUUUUAGCGGCGAUCAAUUGGAAUGGGAGGGUUUUCGCGACCUAUUCAAAUCGUUGGUUCAUAACGUGGACGGGCUCGGCGCGACGCAGAAACUCCAGUAUCUGAAGGCAAGCCUCACCGGGGAGGCUGCGGCCGUCGUGGCGAAUAUCGAGGUGUCCUCGGAAGGAUACUCGUCGGCGUGGGAAGAGCUGGAGUCGAGAUACGACAACCGACGGGUGCUACUCGCGACGCACAUGCGAGUUCUCCUCUCGGUUACGCCAGCGGCGAAAUCAUCCGCGACAGAGAUCAAUCGCCUGAUUAGUGUCGUGAAUCAGGCAUCGCGCUCCUUCCGGGCGAUGGGACGCCCGGUGGAACAAUGGGACGACUGGUUCGUCCACAUUCUAGUGGAGAAGCUCGAUUCCGCUACCCGCCUCCAAUGGGAGUCUUCGCGCAAAUCGAGCAGUGACUUUCCAACGUAUGAGGAGCUCAAGGAGUUUCUCCUCACGCGGUCGCGCGCGUUGGACGCCGCCGCGCCGCGACUUUCGACGCAGACGACCUCGAGCAAAUCAAAGCGGAAUGGGCGACGAGACGACGUCUCGUCACACGCAACCUCCACGAACAGCGACGAAAAGGGAUCGCCGUGUCCGCUGUGCAAGGAACGGCAUCCUUUGCGGGCGUGCCCGCGCUUUAAGGGAUAUUCGGUGGAACAGCGCCGAGAGCAGGUGCGUAAGCGGAAAGCAUGCUUUAACUGCCUGGGACAGGGUCACACAGCAGGAGCCUGUCCAUCCUCAUUCCGCUGCCGCCAAUGCAACGAGAGGCAUCACACGUUCCUUCACAUGGCGGGGAACGAUACGACAUCUUCGCAGGAGACUCCUCGAGCUGCAGCAGAAUCCACUGCGCACUCGGAGAGGCCUUCGUCCUCGGAGGAGACUGGACAGGUUGCAGCGCUGUCCAGCUCCACCUCCGGCACAGUUCUCCUCGCGACGGCGCUUGUUCGCCUCAUCGGAGAGUCGGGGAAAGCCCUGACCGUACGAGCGCUACUGGACUCAGCAUCAGAGGCGUCUUUCGUCUCGGAGCGCGUGGCUCAGCAGCUGAGACUGCCGAGACGUCGAGUCAACGUCACGGUCUCAGGCCUGCAAGGCGUCACCACCGGCCAGGCGACUCAUGCGGUGACCUUGAUGGUUGGAGCCGACCGGUCGCCAUCUCUGCGGAUAGCAAUUCCGAGGGCAUUGGUGCUGUCCAGACUCACCACGCUGACACCAGGAAGUCGCGUUGCGAGGCACGAUUGGCCUCAUCUUAAGGGUCUGGAAUUGGCUGAUCCAGAGUUUGAUAAGCCUGCAGCGGUUGACGCCGUGCUGGGAGCCGACGUAUACGGCAUGUUGUUCGACGGCGGCGUGAAGCGCGGCCCCCCAGGACAGCCAACCGCUCACUUGACUGUCUUCGGGUGGGUGCUGAUGGGCCCACUCACCAGGGCAGAUUCAAACAGCAUCGCCACCCAUCACACCAUACUACCACCGGAUCUUCAAGAAGAUCUUCGCCGGUUUUGGGAGCUGGAGGAGGUGUCAACGGAGCCGAUCCAAACCCCCGAGGAGUCAUACUGCGAGCGACUCUUCGCAGAGACACACACACGCGAUGAGGGAGGCCGCUAUAUCGUGCGACUUCCUCGACGGGAGAACCCGCCGACGGGACUUGGAGCCUCUCGUCGGGGGGCUCAACGGAUGCUGCUCAGCACGGAGCGUCGGCUCGAGCGGAUGCCGUCGCUCAAGUCAAAGUACGCAGAGUUUAUGUGUUCUUAUCUGUCGUUAGGGCACAUGGAGUCGGUGCCCAGCGGGGAGAAGGAAGCCUGUAGCUCUUACUAUAUGCCGCAUCACGCAGUAGUAAAGCCGACGGAUCCUGACGGGAGGAUCAGGGUGGUUUUCAACGCCUCGUUCCGGACCACGACUGGCGUUUCCUUGAACGACGUGCUGCUCCCAGGUCCAAAACUGCAGGCGGAUCUCUGGCUCGUUCUCACCCGCUGGCGCCUGCAUCAGUUCGCGUUCACGACGGACAUCGUGAAGAUGUUUCGUCAGAUUUGCGUCCACCGAGACGACAUGGAUCUACAGCGGAUCUUAUGGCGGGCGAACCCAGCUGCGGAGGUACACGACUUUCGCCUCUCUACCGUCACUUACGGUACGGCGUCUGCGCCGUACCUCGCGAUUCGCGUUCUGUUACAGCUGGCGCGAGAUGAAGAAUCACGUUUCCCUCGAGGGGCAGCCGCUAUCAGAUCCAACACGUACGUCGACGACGUACUCGCGGGAGCGAGCUCUUUGGAGGACGCGCUCGAGGUCAAGAGCCAGGUGGUGGGCCUCCUCAAGGCGGGCGGCUUUGAGCUAAGCAAAUGGGCCGGAUCACACGCCGCUCUUUGCCCCGAGGGAGACAAGACUGAGCGCCUUUUCUCAACGGCGGACACCGUCGGCACUCUCGGCGUGCACUGGGCCCCAGCCACCGACCAGCUCACACUGAGAGCAAUUCCGACGCUACACUCGAUCGGAAACCCGACCAAGCGAACCGUGCUCUCAGACGUUGCGAGGCUAUUCGACCCGGCGGGUUGGGCUGCUCCUGUUCUAAUAGGGGCAAAGAUCUUUUUGCAAGAGCUCUGGAUGGCCGGCCUGGAUUGGGACCAACCGCUUCCGCCGACGCUGCAAGAUCGCUGGCUGCGACUAGCGUCUGCCUUACCGGAAUUGGACCGGUUGAGUAUUCCCCGGUGGACGGGAGUCACGGACGCGGACGGCCGUACGAACUUACAGCUGCACGGGUUCUCCGAUGCGUCGGAGAGAGCUUACGCAGCCGUGAUAUAUUUGAGGGGCACUGGGCCGAAUGGCGCUCAUACAACGAGCCUACUUGUCGCCAAGACCAAAGUCGCACCGGUGAAGCCGGUGUCGAUUCCACGACUGGAGCUGUGUGGGGCCCUGCUCACCGCGCGACUAUUACAACGGACGGCCACGGGACUCGGACUCACAAGCGAGCAUCUUUAUGCCUGGACUGAUGCCAGGGUAGUUCUGGCAUGGUUGCGGGCUCACCCCUCCCGCUGGAAGCCGUUCGUGGCCAACCGAGUGGCCGCUGUCCAGGGGAUCGUGCCGGCCGAUCGCUGGCGCCACAUUCCUACGGCGGAGAAUCCGGCAGAUGCUGCCACUAGAGGCAUCUCGCCCAGCGAACUCUCCAGUCUUCGACUAUGGUGGAAGGGCCCCCCUUGGCUGGCGGGUCCAACCGAGUCUUGGCCGAAGGAGGCGCGUAACGACGUCGAGAGCAACGAGGAGCGCCGCUUGCACGCAGCCACGGUGGGACGCGGCGAGAACGAAGAAAACGAACUUCUCGUAAGAUUCUCCUCUCUCGCUAAACUAAUACGCGUUAGCGCGUUCUGUCUUAGGGUCCUCAGACGAGGGGCGCGGACGAGAACGACUCACCUCUCAGCCCAGGAACUGGACGAUUGCCGCCUACGAUGGAUUCGGAUCGUGCAGCGGCAGGACUUCGCGGGCGAGCUCGAGGCCCUCACUCGCGAAGCCCCUUUACCGAGGAAGUCACCGUUGCGGGCACUGCGGCCAUUCCUCGGACUGGAUGGGUUGAUACGGAUAGGCGGACGACUGGAGAACGCGCCGCUGAAUUACGACGAGAAGCACCCGAUCAUCCUGGCGAAGGGGAGUCAUCUCUCGCUUUUGAUGGUGCGUGACGCGCACCACCGUACGCUCCAUGGGGGGCCUCAACUGACGCGGAGCGUCUUGGCCCGUCGGUAUUGGGUGAUUCACGCCAACACGCUCAUUCGCGCCGUAAUCCACCGUUGCGUGCGAUGCGCGCGCUUCCGAACCACAGCGGCACAGCAACAGAUGGGACAGCUGCCGGCCGAUCGUGUGCGGGCUGUGCGCCCGUUCUUGUCCGCAGGAGUGGACUAUGCCGGGCCAAUCCAGCUACGCACCUCGAAGGGACGAGGGCACAAGUCCUACAAGGGCUACAUAUGCCUAUUCGUUUGUAUGGCCACUAAGGCCGUACACUUAGAAGCGGUUUCCGAUCUUUCAACGACAACCUUUUUAGCUGCUUUCAGGCGAUUCGUGGCAAGACGAGGUCGCUGCGCGCAUCUGACGAGCGACAACGGGACGAAUUUCCGGGGUGCGGACCGGGAACUCCGCGAGAUGUUCGGUGCCGCCUCGAAAUUCCACCAGGAGUGCAAGGAGUUGCUGGCGUCCGACGGCACCGAGUGGGGCUUCAUCCCACCUUCGGCUCCACACUUUGGCGGGCUAUGGGAGGCUGGGGUCAAGUCCGCAAAGCACCACCUCCGACGCGUCCUCGGGGAGCAGACCCCGACUUACGAGGAGCUUUCCACACUCCUCUGCCAAAUUGAGGCAUGCCUCAAUUCGAGGCCGCUCUGUCCGCUGAGCGCGGACCCCACGGACUUUGUGGCUCUGACGCCCGGUCACUUCCUCAUCGGGGAGGCUCCGAUCAAUGUACCGGAGCCCUCCACGUUGAGGAUCCCCCCGGGACAGAUAACGAUCAGAUCACGACUGAUCACUAAUAUGCGUGAUCAUUUUUGGCACAGGUGGUCGCAGGAGUACCUGCAGCACCUCCAACAAUUGGGCAAGUGGAGGGAACGCACGGCCAACAUCCAACCCGGCGCCCUCGUGCUGCUGCGAGACAACCUUCUGCCACCUGCCAAAUGGGCGCUCGGACGGGUGCGAGCGGUACAUCCGGGAGCUGAUGGACUGGUCCGCGUGGUGACCGUCGACACGGCCAUCGCCACGUUGAAGCGGCCGAUCGCGAAGAUCUGUCCGCUACCCGGGUCAUCGGACUCAUAG